This is a messenger RNA of Heterocephalus glaber (naked mole-rat), 2390 nucleotides long. RefSeq names its product salvador family WW domain containing protein 1 (gene Sav1). The record is from RefSeq and is a predicted model, not a curated record. Gene Ontology annotation, cellular component: cytosol. Lineage: Eukaryota; Metazoa; Chordata; Mammalia; Rodentia; Bathyergidae. Gene Ontology annotation, molecular function: molecular adaptor activity; protein binding. Gene Ontology annotation, biological process: hippo signaling; apoptotic process; positive regulation of apoptotic process.
CGCGGCCCGGGAGGGCAGGAGGGGGCGGGGGGGACGGCGCCGAGGCCUGGUCGAGGAGGAUGCUGUCCCGAAAGAAAACCAAAAACGAAGUGUCCAAGCCGGCCGAGGUGCAGGGGAAGUACGUAAAGAAGGAGACGUCGCCUCUGCUGCGGAAUCUUAUGCCUUCAUUUAUCCGGCACGGUCCAACAAUUCCAAGACGAACUGAUAUCUGUCUUCCAGAUUCAAGCUCUGCUGCUUUUUCAGUUUCUGGAGAUGGAGUAGUUUCAAGAAACCAGAGUUUCCUUAGAACUCCAAUUCAACGAACACCUCAUGAAAUAAUGAGAAGAGAAAGCAACAGAUUAUCUGCACCUUCUUACCUUGCCAGGAGUCUAGCAGAUGUCCCUCGGGAGUAUGGCUCGUCUCAGUCAUUUUUGACAGAGGUUAAUUUUGCUGUUGAAAACGGCGGAGACUCCAGUUCUCGUUAUUAUUAUUCAGAUAAUUUUUUUGAUGGUCAGAGAAGGCGGGCACUUGGAGAUCGUGUGCAUGAAGACUACAGAUACUAUGAAUACAACCAUGAUCUCUUCCAAAGAAUGCCACAGAAUCAGGGGAGGCAUGCUUCAGGUAUUGGGAGAGUUGCUGCUACAUCUUUAGGAAAUUUAACUAACCACGGAUCGGAAGACUUGCCCCUUCCUCCUGGCUGGUCUGUGGAUUGGACAAUGAGAGGGAGAAAAUAUUAUAUCGAUCAUAACACAAACACAACUCACUGGAGCCAUCCUCUUGAACGAGAAGGACUUCCUCCUGGAUGGGAACGAGUUGAAUCUUCAGAGUUUGGAACCUAUUAUGUAGAUCACACAAAUAAAAAGGCUCAGUACAGGCAUCCCUGUGCUCCUAGUGUACCUCGGUAUGACCAGCCUCCUCCUGUCACAUACCAGCCACAGCAGACUGAGAGAAAUCAGUCCCUUCUGGUACCUGCAAAUCCGUACCAUACUGCAGAAAUUCCUGACUGGCUUCAAGUUUAUGCUCGAGCCCCUGUGAAAUAUGACCACAUUCUGAAGUGGGAACUCUUUCAGUUGGCUGACCUGGAUACCUACCAGGGAAUGCUAAAGUUGCUCUUCAUGAAGGAACUGGAACAAAUUGUUAAAAUGUAUGAAGCCUACAGACAGGCUCUUCUCACUGAGUUGGAAAAUCGCAAGCAGAGACAGCAGUGGUAUGCCCAGCAACAUGGCAAAAAUUUUUAAAUUAACUUUUCAAAAGAAAUUUUAAGUUUAUAAGAGCUUUAAAAUAUUUUCACAGGCUCAAAACGUGCAAAUACCUUUGUUAACAAAGGCAGCUUACUUUUUGGGAAUUAUAAAAUUCUAAUUUUACAUGUAUUUUGCCACUAGAAGUUUUCUUUUAUUACAAAAUAAAAAUGAGUUUAUCAUUCUAAGAGCCAACAUGGUAUAUACAUCCAAAUGCUGUGUAUUAAGAAACUGCUUUGAAUAUUCUUGAUGGAUAAAAAUGUGGCAAGAAAAUGACAUAACCAUAUACUAGAUAGGAAUGAUCACUUGGUAACUUCUUUUUUUGUACCGGGGAUUGAACUCGGGUCCUUGCGCUUGUGAGGCAGGCAACUUGGUAACUUCUUACAGCAGCAGUACCUUUCUUUAAAAAAAAAAAAAUCUAUGCAGUAUUUUUUAAAAGAUGUUUACUGCCUUAAUGUGGAAUGUUAUCUGGAGUGGGAUGGUUUGCAUGUUAUCAUGGCCUAGUGCAAAAUACAGAAUAGGAUUUGGAACCUUCAUUGUGAUAAAUUUCUGUAUAUGAUGUAUGUUGUGACCCCUCUUCCCUGCCAAGUGUAAGGGACCCUUUUGCAGCAUGUUGAGAUAAUCUUUCAGGAAUGAAUUUCAACAGAAGGCUGGGUGCAGCUCUUAGCCAGGGCUGGCUGUGUUGUCUCGGCUGCAGAGAGGGGACAGCGCCGGUGCCCAGCAGCACCGCACACCGCCUUCUCACAGACUGGGCUCAGCUGCCAGAUGUGACAAUCAGGGAUUCCAUGGGAAAUCUUAGCCAUUAAAUCAGUUUUGUAUUACUUUUUUAUCUUCUAAGUGUUUCUGCAACAAAGCUUUUUAAACCAUAUUAUUCCCUUCCCAGUUUCUUCCCUUUGGUUUAUAUUGAAAUGUUGUUCAUCAUUAGAAUAGUAUAUUUGAUUACAGACAAAUAUAUGAUACUUCCAGCCUGUAGGUCUCUAAAAUUCUGUGAAUUUCAUAGCUUUUCAGUUAUAUAUUUACCUGAGUUGUAAAUACAUGUAAAUAUGUUUUAAGUUUUUGUAGUCUUCCAAAGUAUAAAGCACUCCCAGUUAGACAUAAGUGGGUUUGAAUUACUGAUAAAAUGUUGUUUGAUUUUAUAACAACUUUAUUAAAUAUAUUUUUGUGGAAACUAAA